AUGAAGUUGAUCCGGCUAUGGAUGGUUGAAAGGUUCGUAGAAGAGAAACAAGGCAUUACCUUGGAAGAAGUAGCAGAGGAGUACCUUAAUCAACUUGUGAAUAGGAGUUUGAUUCAAGUGGUGGAGAUGGAUUAUUUCAGUAGGGUCAGGACUUGUCGUGUUCAUGAUCUCAUGCGAGAAAUCAUUCAAUUGAAAUCUCAGGAGGAAUCGUUCGUCAUGAUAGCAAAUGAAAGGAACAUCAGCUCAAAUGAGAAAGUUCGACGUUUAUCAAUCCAUGGCAACUGUGAGGAAGUACAAUCAGAGAUGAGACUCCCUUAUCUUUGGUCUCUAUUAUCAUUUGUUUCAGAUCGUUCUUUUACCUUAUCUGAGCAUGGUUUUCACAGCUUUAAAUUAUUAAGAAUAUUGGAACUAGAAGGUGCACCUCUUUCCAAAUUCCAGCCUGAAUUGGUCGAACUGAUUCAUUUGAGAUACUUGAGUUUGAGAAGGACGAUGAUAAGGGAGAUUCCAGAGUCCAUAAGGAAGCUCAAGAACUUAGAAAUACUGGAUUUGAAACAAAGUCUUGUAUCUUCUUUGCCUGUUGGUAUCUUACAGUUGAAAUGUCUUUGCCAGCUCCGCAACUAUCGAUACAAUUUCCAGUCUUCAAUGUUCUUCGCAGACUCUCAUGGAAUGAGAGUUCCAUCUGGAAUAGGAGCAUUGACUAGCCUGCAGAAAUUGGGAUGUGUCGAAGUGAGUGAUGACCAUGAGUUAGUCAGGGAGUUGGGAAAGUUAACUCAGUUGAGAAGGUUGGGCAUUUUAAAGCUAAGAGAAGAGCAUGGAAUGGAUCUAUGUUAUACUUUGGACAAGCUGAAACACCUCAGUUCAUUGUACAUUGUUUCAGUAGAUAGUACUGACUUUUUACAUUUAGACUCUCUUACUUCUCCCCCAAAAUAUCUCCAGCGUCUGUACCUCAAAUGUAGUUUGUCAACUUUACCAGGAUGGAUUGCCUCUCACCAAUAUAUUUCCAAGCUAGUGCUUCAAUAUUCGAAUUUGCAGAGCGACCCACUGAAAGCUCUCCAGCACUUGCCGAGCUUGGUCGAGCUUGAUCUCCGCCAAGCUGUUAUGGUCCCGAGUUACGAAUCUCGUUAUGGGUCGAGUAACGGGGAAAUCAACUAG
Dovyalis caffra is the source of this 1152-nucleotide messenger RNA. The record is from the annotation of a GenBank genome assembly. Lineage: Eukaryota; Viridiplantae; Streptophyta; Magnoliopsida; Malpighiales; Salicaceae.